AUGAAAGGUGAACAUGGAUAUGAUGGAUAUGAUCGUCUUGUGAAAUUCCUUCAGGCUAGUAGCUUAAGAAAAUCAGUCAAUCAUGUGAAUGAGGAACUGAACAACGAGUAUUCGCCAGUUUACAUUGGCCCCCAAGAUGGUCUGAAGGCAGCUGACAAGAUCACAGCGUUGCCAGGCGAACCAAAGGGCGUGAAUUUUGAUCAAUAUUCAGGGUAUGUAACUGUUGAUCCAAAGGCCGGUCGAUCUCUCUUCUACUAUUUUGCCGAGUCUCAAAAUUCAUCUACCAAACCCCUUGUGCUCUGGCUAAAUGGAGGACCUGGUGCCUCUUCAUUUGGGAUUGGAGCGAUGACUGAACUCGGACCAUUUCAAGUUAGCAAAGGCGGAAAAACGCUGUGGGAAAACCCGUGUGCCUGGAACAAUGGUAAGAACUCAUACUUUUCUCCUGCCGGCGUUGGAUUUUCCUACUCAAACACAUCGUCAGAUUACAUUACCGGAGACACAAAAACUGCUGCAGAUUCUUACACAAUUCUAGUCAAUUGGUUAGAAAGAUUCCCAGAAUACAAAACCAGAGACUUUUUUAUAACCGGAGAAAGUUACGCCGGUCGUUACGUGCCUCAACUUGCUCAACUAAUCCUCCAUAACAACAAGAUAACUAACCAAACUGUUAUUAACUUGAAAGGAAUUGCUGAAUCAUCAAUUACUGAUAUUGAAACACAAAACUGGGCGACUUAUGAUUAUUACCGGACACAUGCCCUAAUAUCCGAUGAAAUCCAUCAGGGCAUAGUUUCCAGUUGCAAUUUUUCCUCAGCAGAUGCUUGUCAAACAUACAAGAGCCAAGCACAUUCAGCUAAAGGCCAUGUCGACGAUAACGAUAUCUAUGCUCCCUUGUGUUCUUCUUCUUCUAAUACUCCUCCUUCGAUAAAUGACUAUGAUCCAUGCUCGGAUAAUUAUGUUUACACUUACCUAAAUACUCCUGCUGUGCAAAAAUCACUUCAUGCUAAUACCACCAGAAUACCUGGACCUUGGAAAAACUACAAUGGCUACAUAGGCCAUAAUUGGGAUGACGAGACAGACACAGUGUUACCUGUAAUCAAGGAGCUCACUUCAAGUGGCGUUAGCGUUUGGCUGUACAGUGGGGACAUAGAUAGUGUUUGUUUUGUGACAACAACUAGAUAUGCCUUGAACAAACUCAGGCUCUCCGUGAAAACUCCUUGGUAUGCUUGGUACACUCAAGGCGAGGUUGAUGGUUAUGCAGUGGAAUAUGAAAACUUAACCUUUGUUAUAGUAAGGGGAGCUGGACAUCUUGUUCCCAGUUAUCAGCCUGCCCGGGCAUUAACAUUGUUCUCAUCGUUCUUGGUUGGAAAGCUUCCACCUUCCAACUAG
Coffea eugenioides is the source of this 1383-nucleotide messenger RNA. Its product is annotated as serine carboxypeptidase II-3-like. Gene Ontology annotation, cellular component: vacuole. Lineage: Eukaryota; Viridiplantae; Streptophyta; Magnoliopsida; Gentianales; Rubiaceae. Gene Ontology annotation, molecular function: serine-type carboxypeptidase activity. The record is from RefSeq and is a predicted model, not a curated record. The transcript has 8 exons. Bases 1 to 1383 code for a protein of 460 amino acids. Gene Ontology annotation, biological process: proteolysis.